AUGCCAAUCCAGGUGAGGAGUCCAUUAUACGCUGUGCCCUUCAGGUUAAAGACCAUCCACCUUCUUCGUGACUGCCUCGAGCCGUUUCGCGCUGUUGCAGACUACUUUGGAGAUUCUGAACAUCGAGAGCUGCGGAUAUUUUUCUGUCAUCUCAAUGCAUGUUGCCUUCUUCUAAAUCAGUAUCUCACACCUCGCCAAAAUUCCUCCCCGGAAUGGGCCGCCGAAGUCGAGCCACUGGUUGACCCGGUGCUGAAGGAGUUGGAGGGAUUCCACCGAUUAUCGGUCAUGCCCGCGUACGAAUCAACCCUUCCACCAUCAACACAAUUUCCAAAAUUGACCACAUUGGCCCACUACUGGAGUUUAUGCGGUGACAUUGGCCGAAGAAUGCAUCACUUCUGGGGAUGUCUGGAUUUGAAUUGUCACCAUCGAAGAUACAAGAUCAUCCUCUUGCUCCGCGGGUGUGUUGCGGCUUUGCAUUUACAGCACCCCAGCAUUCCACCUGCCCGAGAGCAUCGUACAGUGCUUGGGGUAACAGGCAGACCUUCUUCAGUUUCACUGAGCGCCAACACGGUAUUCCAGGCGCUCUUCUCUUCGGCCAGAGCGUGUUCCCAAGUCCACACUCACCAGUCCGCUGCCAGACUCCGAAUAGCGACCCACCGAAAACACGAUCACGAUCGAUGCAGGUUUGAGGGAAUGGUCACACUGAGUGCGAUCUAUAAUAGUUGGCAAGAAACCCACAUCAAUGUCGAUGUCUUUGGUAGUCCUGUGAAGGAGAGAUCAAAUAUCAGUGAUGCGUUAACACAUAUUAAUCAUAGUGCGAAUGGGCCCAAGCGCCGUCGGCUGGAGGUUUUGCGACUAUGCGAAGAAAGUCGACUGGAGGUGGUGAGACUCUGUGAACAAAUUGAUAAGCUGAGAAAGAUGCCACCUAUGUGCUUGAAUCUGUGGGUCGAGGAUGGCAAACUAUGGAAAGACCAUUCACUUCGAAUCGAGCAUCCCAUACACACAUCAAAACUCCAGGUCUCGCUAAGAGAUAUCAUAAAAAGUCGACCGACGCGUCUUACAGAGAAGAUGAAGCGUGUUCUUUCCGUUCUUCUUGCGUAUUCCGUCUUACAUCUUCAUGGCACGCCAUGGUUGCGACCCUCAAACUUCCAUUCCGAUAAUAUCUUCUUUUACGGUACUUCCACGGCGAUACCGCUAAAACCGUAUAUUCAGACAAGUUUGGCUGAGACGGUAGAUAACCCCAAACAUACGAAUCAGGACGGCGAGGUUGAACCCGAUGAUUUACCUUUACAUCCCUAUCCGGAGAUCGUCAUGCUGGCCGUCAUGCUCAUAGAGUUGUACGUCGUGCAGCCACUGCAUACUUUGGCUAGUCAAUUUGGGGUACAGGAGUGUGAUGAUUUAGAGUUGGUAGAUGAGAAUACACGAUAUAUGGUUGCAAUCGCCGCCUUUGAUCGCUUCAAAGAUGAAUUUCCAGACAACUAUCGAGAGGCAGUGGACAAAUGCCUCGAUCCUAACAUCGCGUUGGGUCCAGAUAACGAAGAGCUUAGCGAACAGGCGUUGAAACAUUUAAUAUCUGAAAGCAUUGUUCAGCCUCUUGAGGAUGAACUUCAUCAAGGCUUCGGAAACACCGUCCAUAUUGACAAACUGGACGACAUUGUGCAGAAAAUGGAUAUUAAUUCAUGGGGACAGAUACAACCCACUACACCUUCCCUACCAGAGUCCGCUGCGGCUUCCUCUCUUAGUCACAAUGCCUUAACUUCCCAAGGGAUCAAGGUGUCUUCCGAAGAGUACAUAUCCUCUAAACCUUCCUUGAAGCGUGCGAAAUUUAGCCACCGAGAUUAUACAGUUGGAUGGAUUUGCGCCCUUCCGACAGAACUGGCGGCCGCCCAGGCAGUCCUGGAUGAUAUCCACCCACCAUUACCUCAAAAUGCAGCCGACCAGAACAAUUAUACACUUGGUCGAAUAGGAUCGCACAACGUUGUCAUGGCCUGUCUCCCAGCUGGUGUGAUAGGUACAGUAUCUGCCGCCAGAGUUGCAGAUAACAUGAUGGCUACCUUCUCGUCGCUUAAAUUUGGCUUGCUGGUGGGUAUCGGUGGCGGUGUCCCUGGUGUGAAAGACGUCCGUUUGGGGGACGUUGUUGUGGGAGAGCCGACUGGGCCAUUUGGGGGAAUCAUCCAGUACGACUUUGGCAAGACCGUACGAAGUGGCGAGUUGCACCGCACAGGAUCUCUCAAUCGACCGCCGGAUAUGCUCUUGACCGCUGUUUCUCGUCUCAUGGCGGAUCAUCUUCGAAAACGACCGAUCCUGGACAAGUAUAUCACUGAAAUCGUGGAAAGGUAUCCUGAUAUGAGUUCAGUAUACUCGCAUCCUGGUGUGGAGCAUGACCUCCUCUUUGCGAGUCACUACGAUCAUGGUACCCUCAUAAAUGGUAGUUCCUGCGAUAGAUGCGACCGUGCGAAAUUGGUCAAGCGCCAACCACGACUUUCUGCUGCUCCCCGUAUCCACUAUGGACUCAUCGCAUCUGGUAACAGUGUAAUGAGAGACGCCAAGACUCGCGACAAAUUGCGGGACAAAUAUGACAUCCUCUGCUUCGAGAUGGAAGCAGCUGGAAUUGUCGACUCGUUCCCUUGCCUGGUGAUUCGAGGAAUCUGUGAUUAUUCCGAUUCGCACAAAAAUAAGGCAUGGCAGGGGUAUGCGGCUGCGGCUGCGGCUGCUUAUGCCAAAGAGCUUCUGAGCGUCAUAGUAGGGACUCAGAUUAACAAUUCGGGCGACUGGACACUAUGCUAUGGAAGUAAUUAGCGGGCAUCGGGCGUUUCCGUUUUCGUGGUCGCUACUACCACAACAAGUAUUCUAGAAACUAG
Aspergillus costaricaensis CBS 115574 is the source of this 2861-nucleotide messenger RNA. RefSeq names its product purine and uridine phosphorylase. Lineage: Eukaryota; Fungi; Ascomycota; Eurotiomycetes; Eurotiales; Aspergillaceae. The transcript is spliced from 2 exons. Gene Ontology annotation, biological process: nucleoside metabolic process. Gene Ontology annotation, molecular function: catalytic activity. The record is from RefSeq and is a predicted model, not a curated record. The coding region runs from base 1 to 2799 and encodes 932 amino acids.